GAAGCAUUGCUUCAGGGUAUCGAACGCACGUUGCUCGGUGUCUGUCCACCUCCAUGGUGCGUCUUUCCGUGUGAGGUCAUGAAGGGGGCGAGCGAGGUCAGAAUAGUGGAAUAUGAAAUGACGGUAGAAGUUGCCGAAUCCCAAAAAGGACCGGACUCCCUUCACGGUGGUCGGGGCUGGCCAGUGAGUGAUGCCUUCGAGCUUAGUAGGGUCCAUAGCGACGACGUUGGGUCGGAUGAUGAGGCCCAGAAAUUCGACCUCCGAAACGUCAAAGACGCACUUCUCAGGUUUCAAGAAGAGGUCGUUCUCCUUAAGACGUUGGAGGACCCGCCGAGUACGUUCCGCGUGAGUGGCUGCAUCCUUGGAGAAGAUCAGAAUGUCGUCCAUAUAGAUGACAAUCCAUCCUUCGUCAAUCAUGUCCUUGAACAGAUCAUCCAUCAUGGCCUGAAAGGUGGCGGGCGAGUUACAAAGCCCAAAGAACAUCACUGUCGGUUCGAAGAGUCCCUUCUUGCACUUGAAGGCUGCCUUCCAUUGGUCUCCGUCCCGGAUCCUAACGUUGUUGUAGCCAGAGCGCAAGUCCAUCUUAGAGAAAAU
Molecule: messenger RNA, 594 nt
Organism: Dichomitus squalens LYAD-421 SS1
Lineage: Eukaryota; Fungi; Basidiomycota; Agaricomycetes; Polyporales; Polyporaceae
Exons: 1
Source: RefSeq, a predicted model, not a curated record